Molecule: messenger RNA, 4870 nt
Organism: Aedes aegypti (yellow fever mosquito)
Lineage: Eukaryota; Metazoa; Arthropoda; Insecta; Diptera; Culicidae
Gene: otk
Product: tyrosine-protein kinase-like otk
Exons: 13
Coding region: 570-3881 (1103 amino acids)
Biological process (GO): protein phosphorylation; cell surface receptor protein tyrosine kinase signaling pathway; multicellular organism development
Cellular component (GO): signaling receptor complex
Molecular function (GO): transmembrane receptor protein tyrosine kinase activity; ATP binding
Source: RefSeq, a predicted model, not a curated record
AACCAGUUUCAGUUUGCCGGUCGUGGCGUUCGGUCGUGUCUCUGGAGACUCUCGCGCGAAGUCGUGGUGUUGACUGCUGUUGGCGAUAAGCGUUUUGAGGGAAAUUCACUCUAGGUGAACCACUUCCCCUGGCCUAUGCUCUUGGAAGCCUAAAAGAGGGCGAAGAGAAACAGCGGAGAAGACGGUGCAGAAGAAAACAGCACAAGUAAAGUGGGAGAUAAAAUCGAAAUCGAAAAAGAGUGUUCUCGCUGACCGCUGACUGUUUCGCGGGGCGGUCUUUCAAGAAAAAAAGGGUAAAUCAGCAAUAACAACAACAACAGCGGCAGCAGCGAAAUCGAAACAACCGGCGAAGAAGAAAAAGCAUCAAAAUAACAAAACCGAGUGAGAAGCCGCGUGAAUAUAAGAAAAAAUUGGGUGAUAAAAGGUGAAGUGCGAGCGGAAGAUAAAGAAAGCGCUUGAGGCAGAGUCGGCAUUGGCGGUGGUGGAAAGCGCGAUUGCAAGAUAUUAUUUAAGCGUUGAAGAAGUCUGUGCAGUCUUGAAGACCGGGUGUGCGUGCGUGUGUGUUGAAAAUGUGUAAUAAAAGUUCACUUAGGAUCGUGGUCGUUGCACUGUCGGCAUUCUUUGCAGUGUCGUUCGUCCAGGGCGAGUUCCAAUUUACGGUUCUGCCAAAGCACACCCAGGUGUACGAGGGCGAAUCGGUUGUGUUCCAGUGCCGGGCUUUCUUCGACGAUGAGAUCGACUUUUCCUGGACGUUGAACGGCAAUCCCAUCCGACUGGACCGGCGUGUGUAUUUGAAUGGAUCCAAUCUGCAUAUAAACGGCGUCUCGCAGCGGUCGGACGGCGGAGAUUACGUGUGCCUAGCGACGGCUCGUUCCUCCGGGGCCCGGGUGGCCACCCCGCCGGCCAAGCUGGACAUCAUCCGCACUUCCGCUCCGGUGGUGCAACUGGUGAAGCACGAAUCGGAAAAGGGCAACGGUGCAAUUGUGCUGAAGUGUCACACGGGAAGCUCGUCCAAUCAUGGCAACGGAAACGGCACCAGCAAUGGCGGCGGCGGCAUCAUCAACUCCGGAAGAGACGACGAUGGAAUUCAUAUCGAGUGGUUCAGAAACAACGAGCGACUCUCCAAAUCGGCGCAUAUCGAUUUUCAGCGUCGGAAGCUGCACAUAAAAAAUGCAUCAGCCAAGGAUAAUGGCGUCUACGGGUGUCUGGUGGUGCACCGGGGGAACAACGGAAGCGGACGGGCACUGCCGUCGAUCGCAAGCGUCAAAAACUACCGGCUCAAGUUGAAGGGCACGACCGGUUCCGGUAACGGUAACGGAGUUCCUGGAGUGGCUGUUAAUGGUAUGGACAACAGCGCCAAAAUCGACUGCACCAAAAGCCGAAAUUCGCUGCUCUGCCGUGGAAAGCGUGGCGAUAAGCUUGUGGCAUCCGCCCUGACCGCCGCUUCCCCCCAAUCGGCAAUGCUGCCCACUGGUGGGCCGUCCCUGUCCUCGGAUGUCGUCCCGGUACAAAUCGUUGACCAUCCCGUCAACGUGGUCGUUAAUGAAAGUGCCCCGGCUAUUUUUAAUUGUGGCUUCCAGUCGCUCGUUGGCAACGAUUCCGGUCCGUUGGUGCUGAAGUGGCGCAAGGAUGGCAAGGUGAUCCGGAAGUGGGACAACGUGGCAGCGGAUUUGGAUGGGGAGAGUGGACCUACCGAGAGCUCCGUGUAUCGUGAUGAUGGUCGAAUCCACGUGGACAGGAACAACGGAUCGUUGAUAUUCAAUUCGGUCAUUGCCAGCGAUGAAGGCAGCUAUGAUUGUCAGGUGACUAACAAUGGAAGCGAAUUCUUGGUUACGUCCAAUGCGGCCGAACUUCAGAUCAUCUCAAAUCUUCGUUUCACUCCGAAACCGCCUUCCACCAAGAACCUAGAGCUGGGAUCCUUCGCCAAAAUUCAUUGCAAAGCACAAGGAACCCCUACCCCAUCAGUCCACUGGACGAUCGAAGGAACCAAAUCCGAGCUACCGGAUGCGGUUGAGGACGUGAACGGAACGCUCACGUUCCGCAGCGUAUCCACGGAGCAUCGAGGAAGUUACACGUGCGUGGCAUCCAACAGCCAAGGAGAGAUCAGUGCCUCUGUGCAAGUGCACGUGGUCGUCGCGCCAAAGUUCGAAAUCGCACCAGAGGGAUCGAUCCAAGUAGCCGAGAUGGGGACGGUGUUCAUCCACUGCGUUGCGACCGGUGAUCCAAAGCCUACUAUUCAAUGGGACAAGGAUCUGCAAUACCUGCACAGCUCCAACCAGACCGAAGAGGAGAGGUACAGGAUACUGGUCAACGGCACAUUGGUGCUGACCGAGGUACAUUUGGACGAUGAUGGGAACUAUGGCUGUACGAUUGGGAACAGUGCAGGGCUUAAGCGUGAGGAGGUUCAUCUAGUUGUAAAACCCGCCGACAGCAUGCCCCAACCGGAGGAAUCGUCCGAAGAUGGCUUCCUGAUCACGCGAGCCGUCCUAAUCACCAUGUCGGUUGCAUUCGCGUACAUCAUCCUGGUCGUCGGACUAAUGCUGUGGUGUCGUCAUCGAAGGGCAGCUCGUAAGGCACGCCUCAACAUGAGUUCCAAGGAGAAUGGCGAUGUGGAUCUGAAAAACUGCGAGAUCGAACCAUGCCUACCGGAAAAGUCCUCGCAGGAUGGAUCUAAGGCCAAGACCAAGUCCAAAUCCGGUCAUCAGAAGAAUGGUUCCACUGUUGAAGGACAGGAGAAGAGCGACGAUACGGUCAACUCGAAUAAGUCCAAGAAAUCCAGUAGCUCGACUUCGAUUCUGGAUCAAUUGGCCGUGCCUCGAUCAAGUGUGAUCGAAAUGCUGCAGAUUGGAAAGUGCGACUUUGGCGAUGUGUUCAUCGGUAAAAUCAAGGAGAACGAUUGCAAGACUGCGAAUGCGGAAACCGUGAAGGAACCUGUUACAGGAGAUGAAGUGACUCACGCUUCCAAUACUGAAGUAACAACUGAGGAUGAGAAAAUUACCAAGAAGCCGUCCAACGAGGAGCUGAAUGAGAUUAAACCGGAGAACGACUACAAACCGGUGAUGGUGAAGGCGUUGACCAAGGUGAAGGAUGAACAUUGCUGUUCGGAAUUCCGGCGACAACUGGACCUGUUCCGAACAGUUUCGCACAAAAACGUAGUGAAGUUGUUCGGGUUGUGCCGCGAUAAGGACCCGCACUACAUGCUUCUGGAGUACACCGAUUGGGGUGAUCUGAAGCAAUUCUUACUGGCGACAUCGCCAGCCAUCCCACCGAAUGGUAGUGUAGAAGCGAAGAACGGCAACAAGCCUCCACCGCUGAACGUGCCACAAAUACUUGCGCUAGCUCACCAGAUCGGUCGCGGAAUGGAUGCCAUCUACAAAGCCAGGAUUAUUCACAAGGACCUUGCCACGCGCAACUGUAUAAUCAGCAGUGACUUCUCGGCCAAGAUCUCCCUUCCGGGCCUGAGCCGAGACAAGUACAACAAAGAGUACUUCAAAUACAAGAACCAAUUGAUGCCAGUUCGAUGGAUGGCUCCCGAGUGCCUCCAGGACGACGAUUUCUCCAUCAAGAGUGACAUCUUUUCGUUCGCCGUUCUGUUGUGGGAACUGUUCACCACGGCUACGGAACUGCCCUUCAAAGAUCUCACCGACGAAGAGUACGUCACGCAAGCCCAAUCCGGCAAGUUGGAGUGGAAGCUGGCGGACAAGACGCCGGAAAAUCUGCACAAAAUACUGACUUCUUGUUGGUCGGUGAAUCCCAAAGAGCGACCGUCCUUCAGCCAGCUGGUGGUGGCGAUCGGGAAUUGUUUGCAAAGCGAAUAUCCAAAGGAACCGACUGAAGCGACGCCGGCAGCGCCCGUGACCCCCACCCCAACGACGGAAUAAAGCGCAGCACCGUUACGGUAUCCGUUUCAGUAAGCCAUCUUUUCCCAAUCGUGAUUAACUCAAACACAACGAAGUUAGUUUCGUCCCCGAAAUGUUUUUUCUUCGAAUAAUUCUGCUAUUAAGUGUAAGCUGUAAUAUAUUAGUAUUUAUUGUCAAACAAUUUAGUAGAUCUUAUACACUGAGGCAAGUUUACAUCGCGAAGUGAUGUGUGAAGCGGUUCGAUUUUAUCAGAGAGAAGUGGAGUUGAGUUGAAUGAAGACAAGUUUGUGUUUGGAAGGUGAGUUUAAAGAAGACUUAUAAGGAACCAUACUGCCGUAUGACACAACACACAGAAAUAUGACGGAUCAAUAAUGUGAUCUGACUGCAUUUAAAGAAAUCAAGACUUGAUAAUCUUAUUACCUUCUAGCUUUUAGGGUUAAAGCUGAUAAAGCUUACGCAAAUCGUACUGUAUUAUUAUAACCAGUUAGUAUUAUACAUUUGUAAUUAGUAUUGAUCCAGUCCGUAAUGCCGUACGAACGUUUAUACACAUCUUAUUAAACGGUAGGCCAGAUAGGUUAUACAACUAUAGGAAAGCAUGCAACCAAGGAUGACGGUAGCAGAGUAAACAUCGUGAUUGGACUUGCGCGUCUCCGUUUUCGGAAAGUUUAAACAGUUAAAUUAAGACUGGAAAUGUAGGAUAUUGGACAAAUAAGCAACUUCAACAGUUUAACCAAUGGUUCAGCUUCCAUUAUGAAGCAUCAGGAAAAUUAGAGGACUUUCUGACAAUUUGAAUGCUACAGUGUGUGGAAAUUAUACAGUCGAUUGCAGAAAUCGAUCCGAUAAAUGAAUAAUAUAGACGGGCCGUUUACCAUUUACAGUCUUUCUGAUAAAGGAACUAGUGGUCAGUCUGGUAAUUUGCGAAGCAUCACAUCUCUCAUUUAGCAGAUUUUUAAAUAGUCUCAAAUUGUACAAACACUUAGAACAAGAAAUACAAACUAAGUAUCUCAGCA